AUGGACGCCAUGGAUCUAGUGAUUAGCAAGUUCCAUACAAAUCAAAAGGUAAAUAUUAUUAUGCAGAAACAUGUGCCAAUGGCGUUGUCUCAAUUAGAGCAAGAAGAGAAGCGCGAAGAUGAUUCUAGCGCCAGUAACAGCAGGUUGGACCAUGACGCUGAACAAGACAUGGAUAUCCCGACGACGCAAGUGCUGCCACAGGAGCUUAUGGAUAAAGAGAUGAGAGAGAAAAUUUUGUCAAGUGUAAUGAUUGUCCCAUCGCCUGUCCAGGCAUGUGUGUCACCAGUUGAAUCCUACAAUUCUCUUGUCAAAGAUCCUGUAUCUCCACUAGAGGCAAGUGCAUCUCCUGUUCAGGAUCUUGAAUCUUCUGGUAAGAAUCUUUCAUAUUCAGACAAGAUGCAGUCAUCAUUGGAGGAUCGUUUGCCUGCAGCGUUGCGAUUGUCACCUGUGAAGACACUAGAACCGUCUGUCGCUCCGUCGCCAAUUGUUGAAAGACUGGUUCAGGAAGAGGCUGUGGACGACACGCCGGAUGAAUAUCAAGCCAAGGGUGCCGAGGGAAAAUUCACUAAGGUUUUCCCUGCAGUAGCCAAGUUAUUGGAGACUGGAGGCUGGCAGAUUGCCUAUGGCCAUAACACGUUGUUCUGUGCUAUGCCUGGCGUACAAUUUUUCAACUUUAAGCCAAAUAUCAACGUGUUUGACUCAAAGGUUAAGGCGUGCUGGAAGUUUAUUCAGAUUGAGGGAGAGAAAAAGGAGGAUACAGGAGACAAGGAGCUUUGGAAUAUGCUCUGGUCGAUUGCAGAAAAGGAGUUUGGGUGGUUUACUAUGAUGUGUGGCUCCGAGACGUGGUUUGUCAAACCAAAUACGAAAUUUGAGAAUUUUCAACCGAACGAGACAGUCUUUCAGACCAAAAAGCGCGCCGUGCUCAAGUGUUUGGCUGUGGAGGUGGGUGACAUUGAGCUGGGUGACUCCUGUGAAGGUCAUCAGGUUAUUGCCUUCGCUCCGCGUGUGGUGCAGUUGAUGCCCACGCCUGCUUCAAAAAAGGUCAAGACUUCUUUAUUCAAGACCCCAUCGCCGGCAACAAACCGAAGUACCUCGAGGUCAGACACGAGCGCCAAGUUCGUUACGCCUGCUAAGCAUGUGUCACCUGGUUCGGCUACAAGUAGUGCAAAGCGUCAACUUUCUUCAUCCGCAGCUAAAUUGAGUUCUAAAAGUUCUGCAUCGAAGAAGAAAAGGGUGAAGGCGGGCACCAAAGCGAGUAUGAAGAGAGCAAUGACAAAGAAAAAAGCUAAGUCGAUCGCCGACACGGCUUUGGAUAGCAGCAAAGGAGAUGAUUUCAAUUUCACGCCUCCUGAGUUUCGAAGCUCUUUUGGAAUUGUAUAUGCGAAGCUGCAGGACGAGGGUUGGUACCACCGAAGUGGAGUGUUCGAGUACGACUACUUUUCUCCCACGUACACGGAUGCAACGAAAAAAAUUAAAGUCAAUUUCUUCCAGUCGCAGGCGGAUCUUGAAGAAUUCCUUAAAGUGAGCGGCACAUGGAAGCGUAUUGAAGAUGAGCUUCGAGAAGAGCAUGAAAGAGCAGUGGAUGAAGAGCGUGAAAAAGCGUUGGAUCGCCACCACCAGCGAUUAGAGCAACAAGCAGCUCGAAAGAAAAGUUUAGCGUCAAAUGGUUUUCAGCCUGCUGCCGCAAAGCCGAAGAAUUUGUCCAAGAAAGCUGCUCCCAAAAAGGUCGUUAGUGCUCCCCUCGUGUCCCAGAGUCUGUACCAAGCUGAAGUUGAGGCUGCUAGGGCUGUUGAAGCUGAGGAGGCAAGGCUGUCUAGAAUGCCUACAAUGAAGUUUGGUACUGUUUUAAAGAAACUGGUCAAGCGUGGCUGGUACUACCGUCCUGGGCGUUUUGAGUAUGACUACUUCAAGCCCAGUGCCAAUCCAAAAUCAGCGGUGGCCGGCGUCGAUCGCUUUGAAAGUGCUUCUGCUCUGGAAGUCUAUCUGAAGACGACUGGACUGUGGGAAGAGAUUGCAGAGGAGGUGGCGCACGAGGAGAUUGUGACGCAAGACAAUCAAAGUACUCAUUUGGAAUCACAAGAGUGGCCAUCGAAGCGCUGUAGACUCGAGUCACCUCCUCCGGCAUCAGCGCAGUCACCGAAGAAAGAAUUAAAUGGCGGUAUUCAGAUAGAAGAAGUGAAGGCACUUACCAACGAUAUUUGGGCAAACUCGCAUGAGUUUGACUUCAACGAGUAG
Messenger RNA from Peronospora belbahrii, 2235 nucleotides. The record is from the annotation of a GenBank genome assembly. Lineage: Eukaryota; Oomycota; Peronosporomycetes; Peronosporales; Peronosporaceae.